This is a messenger RNA of Mytilus trossulus (common blue mussel), 4459 nucleotides long. RefSeq names its product receptor-type tyrosine-protein phosphatase T-like. Lineage: Eukaryota; Metazoa; Mollusca; Bivalvia; Mytilida; Mytilidae. Gene Ontology annotation, biological process: protein dephosphorylation. Gene Ontology annotation, molecular function: protein tyrosine phosphatase activity. The coding region runs from base 134 to 3976 and encodes 1280 amino acids. The transcript is spliced from 30 exons. The record is from RefSeq and is a predicted model, not a curated record.
AACAACUUGACUUCCUGCUAGGUAUACCAAGAUUUGACAAUGUAACAUUUACUCCAAAAUUUAAUUUGAUAAGGCUACAUACAGACGUGUAAGUUUUGGAAUAUUCUCCAAAAUAGGAAAAUAAGAUACAGCCAUGCACAUACAUGUCAUCAUAUAUAUUGUCAAGAUUUCAUCUCUAUUGGUUGCAGCACAAAAAAAUCUGGCUUCAGAAGGACAGGCGACACAGAGUUCAACAUAUGAAACGUAUUAUGCAAACUUGGCUAUUAAAGGCGGCCCUGCAGAUGUCUACAAGUAUUAUGAAUGUACAUACACACAGAUUCAAAAGCUUACUGCAUGGUGGGGUGUGAAACUCCUUGAAGUUGCUUACGUGACAAAUAUUGAGAUAUACUAUUAUUUUAGUGCAAAAUCAAUAAUGGAUGGUUUUAGCCUGUAUUUGUCCAAUGGAACGAUUGAUGCGGAUGAUAAAUCGUUGUGUUACAGAGAUACGACAGCAGGGUUACCAAACAUUACCCAGAAUAUUAACUGUAAUACACUCACCAAUAGUGUUUAUAUCUUCAACAAUAGAUCAACCUUAUCUCAAGGCCAUGCAAUAAUACAACUGUGCUAUAUAGCAAUAUACGGAUGCUGGAAAGGUACAUGGGGAGCCGAUUGUAUAAAUGCAUGUCCUGCUAAUUGCAUAGCCAAUCACUGUUAUCCAGGAAAUGGUUCAUGUAUUUGGGGAUCUGGUUGCCUCCAUGACAAGAGUGAUAUGAACACCAGUGUAUGCAUCGAAGGAUGUAAAGCUGGGCUUGGUGGACAGUAUUGCAAUAUCACUAGAUAUAAUCUUGCUACUAAUGGAAUAGCAACUCUAUCACCAUCGAAUAAAAAUCAUCCAGCAUAUCUGUCAGUCAAUGGAAACCGGACCGGCAUAUGUUCAAUAACAUCUGGAUCGAAUUCCUAUCUUCAGGUGGACACUGGUUACAUUAGUACUAUAACCAUGAUUUAUAUUACAUUUGAUAAGUUUGCUCCAUUUAUCAACAUGACAUAUUCAGUAUAUUGUUCAAAUACUAGUGACUCCUGGAGUAACGGAAUAGAAAUAUACAAUGGUGGACCUCCGACGGCAGAUAUUUAUGUAACAGCUGUCUGCAGAUAUGUCAUUUAUGUACCACCAAUUGUAAACGGAAUUUCAAAGGUAGAUGUCUGUGAAAUAGAAAUUAGUGGUUGUCCUUUAGGAAAAUAUGGAGAUAACUGUAAAAUGAACUGUUCCGAAAAUUGUAUAUUAGGAUCCUGUGACUUAGUUAGUGGAAACUGUACAUUUGGCUGUAUUGAUGGUUGGGUCGGUGACAGCUGCAACGAAACUUGUAGUGAAGGUUGGUUUGGAAAACAAUGUUUGAAUAAGUGUUCACUUCACUGCUACAUGACGUCUUGUGAUCAUGUGAUUGGAGAAUGCUUUCAUGGAUGUAACAAAGGAUGGAAAGAAUAUAACUGCACGGAAGAAUGCAGUCGUGGAUAUUUUGGAAGAAAUUGUUUCCAGUCAUGUGAUGGAUGCAUAUCAGACCUAUGUGACCGUUUUGACGGCUUUUGUAAUGAGACGGAUAAAUGCAAACCAGGUUACAUCCACGACCCAAAAUGUAACCAGUCAUGUGAUAACAGUUACUAUGGUUAUAACUGUACAGAAAAAUGCAAUUGUCUCAUUAGUUCUGUGCCUUGCAAUAAAUCUACGGGAAUAUGUCCUGGCGGGAAAUGUGACAAAGGAUGGUCCGGUGAAUCUUGCAAUGAAGAAUGUAGCGAGGGAUACUAUGGGUCGAACUGUCUUGGUUUCUGUAACAACUGCUUAAACACGUCCUGUGGAAUUUUUGAAGGCAAUUGUACUUACGGUUGUAAUGAACAAUUCAGUGGUCCUCAGUGCACAGACUCUCAACCUAUUGAAAACCCAAGACUUGUAAUUGCCAUUAUAGGAGGCAUUUUUGCUGCAGUAUUUGUCGUGCUUCUCACACUUAUGUUGUGUAUCGUUUACAGAAAAUUUUGUCGAUCAAAAAAGCACACAAAUCAUUCACAUAUUGAACAAAAUAACAAGAUUUGUUCAUCUACGACACAUCAAAGUGAAAUAUAUGAAAAUGUGAAAGGCAACUUUACAAGUGUUGAAAAUAUACGACUAUCGUUUACAGAAAAGCAUGGUAGAAAACUCAGUAUAGAUGACAUAAGUUCUAAUGAUUUACCAGACGAGGAAGAAGAGGUGAAUGUCAAUGUAUAUGGCAAUGUUAUUUCGGAAGAUGAUAUAUGUCAGUACAAAAUUCGAAUCGAGGACCUGGCGAAUGUCAUAAUUGAAAAACGCCACGACAAAGGCUUUGAAAAAGAAUAUAUGAUGUUCCCGAAAGGUCUUAUUCAUGCUCAUAUUGAAGGUUCAAAAGAAGAAAAUAAAGCUAAAAAUAGAUUUUUGACCACAUGGCCAUAUGACCAUUCAAGAGUAGUGUUGAAAGGAGACACACAAUAUGAUUACAUUAAUGCUAAUUAUAUCGACAGCUAUCAUAAGCAAAAGGCAUACAUAGCUACACAAGGUCCAAAACGAAAUACGUUGAGAGAUUUCUGGCAUAUGGUUUGGCAGGAGAACGUCUGCAAAAUUGUGAUGGUCACUCAAAUUGAGGAAAAUGAAAAAAAAAAAUGUUACCAGUAUUGGCCACAGCUAACUAACGACCCGUUAGAAGUAGAUUACUAUACCUUGAACAUGCAAGAAGAAAAACAACACACCGAAUAUGUAUACAGACUGAUCAAAGUUAAACAUAAAAAGGCAAAAGAAGAACGUAAAGUACACCAUUAUCAUUUUACUCAAUGGCCUGAUCACGGUGUUCCAGACAGUAUAAAGCUGGUGAAUUUCUAUAGAGCAGUCAAAAAUAAUACAUUUAAUCAGGACGGACCACUCGUGGUACACUGCAGUGCUGGCAUCGGCAGAACGGGGACAUUUAUUGCUAUUGAUUCUUUAUACGAGCAUGGGAAGACAGUAGGUUAUGUCGAUAUCGUUGAAUAUGUGAAGAUGAUGCGGAAGGACAGACUGAAUAUGAUUCAAACAUUUGAACAAUACGAAGCUGUGUUUGAAGCAUUACAAGAAUUAUUUACCGUGCCAGACACCUCCAUUCCAUUACAAGAUUUUUGUAAACAUGUUGACAAACAGGACAAUAUGACGGUUCCACGAAACCAAAAUGUAUACAGAUUAGAGUUUCAGAGAUUACAAAGUCUUUGUCCAUCAUAUUCAGCUGAUAAACAUAAAUCUGCUAAACUAAAGGAGAACGUUUCGAAGAAUGCAGUGAAAGAGAUUUUACCACAUGACGAUUACAGGCCAUAUCUUAUGUCCUUCGGCAAGAACAGAAACGAUUACAUAAAUGCAGUUAUGAUACCUGGAUACUCUUCAAAUGGCAGCUUUUUGGUAACCCAAUGUCCAUUGAAAGAAACUGUGGUUGAUUUCUGGACAAUGGUGUAUGAUCAUGACUCCAGUAUUGUUGUUUUAUUGGAUACACCUAAUGAAGAUGCUCAAUUGUGGUUAGGAAAAGAUAAAACACUCAAGUUAGAAGGUUUCGACAUUGACCUUGACAUUGACAAUACACCAGAAGGAGUUCAGCUUAUCCUGGUUCAUAAAGAGAAUCAACCAGAAAAAAGGUCGAUAUUUGUUUUCUAUGCAAAAGAAUUUGAAAAUGGCAGCCCCUCACUACCUUCAACAACUAAUAUGAUUGUACUAUUGGAAAAAGUUACUGAGCAACGAAAACAGCGCACAGGUCCAGUGACUGUUGUGUGCAGAAAUGGUGCCACGAAAAGCGGAUUGUUUGUUGCAUUAAGUUUGAUUUUAGAGAAAAUGAAGAUAGACGAUCAAGUCGAUGUGUUCCAAGUUAUAAGAACAAUACAAUUACGACGACCAGAAUUCCUGUCAAAUUUUGAUCAGUACAAGUACUGCUACCAGUGUAUCAAAUAUUUCAUAGAACAGGAUUCGGUAUAUGCAAAUCUCUAGUUCAAUGACGCUGUCAGUUUGAGGAAGCAACGGGUUUCUUUACACGUACAUUUCGUCAUUUAAUAUGAAAACUAUCUUUGUAUGGAUUUAAAUACGAAAGUCGCAUAUUAUGUUAUAAAUACAAUGUGUAUAAAAAAUAUAGUUACAAAAAAGUCAUGUAUAUGGUAUAAAUAAAAUUAUUCGUAUUUAUUAAGAUUAUUCGUAUUGAUGACUGGUCCGGUCAACAUUAUCAAUUUGUCAGAAGGAUUUUUAUGUAUGUAUAUAUCUUUUUAUAUAAAUUUAAAAAAUGAUAUUAGAUGAAACCGUAUUGAAACUUCAAACGAAUACAUGUACUAUACAAAGAAAUCUGAUCGUCCGCUUGUUUUUACCGCUAUAAGAUGUAUUCUUUUCUUGAGGUGCUGCAACACAAUUUUAUGCGUAGAAGUAUUAUUCAAAAUGACACAUUAUUUAGGUGAUUCAGACAAUGUGUUGUUAUAACUGUUG